Scatophagus argus is the source of this 2121-nucleotide messenger RNA. Its product is annotated as SAM pointed domain-containing Ets transcription factor-like. The coding region runs from base 417 to 1382 and encodes 321 amino acids. The transcript is spliced from 6 exons. Gene Ontology annotation, molecular function: sequence-specific DNA binding; DNA-binding transcription factor activity, RNA polymerase II-specific. Gene Ontology annotation, biological process: cell differentiation; regulation of transcription by RNA polymerase II. Gene Ontology annotation, cellular component: nucleus. Lineage: Eukaryota; Metazoa; Chordata; Actinopteri; Scatophagidae. The record is from RefSeq and is a predicted model, not a curated record.
UGGAAAGGAAGGGGGAAAAAAACUCAAAAGGUGCCCUGAUAGCUUCUCCCCAGGCUGUUAAGACUCAGUAAAAUGUGUUUACUUAAGGAACUCUCCAUCUGAAUAAUGCCUCGAGUCAUUAUUAUGCACGUAGAGAAACCUCCCUCAAUGGGACACACCCUUUCUUUCAGAACUGUCACGAAGGCACUGUGUCCCUAACAAGUCAAACUGUUGCUGCUUAGACCAGGCUGGAGUGGACAGACGUGAUCCAGCCCUGAGUGCUGGACAGCAGACAAAACCUACAAAGAGCACAUCCACGCGUGAGGGUGAACGACUUACCAUCUCCACAGGACCCUGGCAUCAGUCCACACCAGGCACUGGAAAUCCUACUGAAUCCACUCUUGUGAAACACUGACAAGCAUUAAACGAACCUGAGCAUGGGGAGUCCCGGCUGUACCGCACACUCUCCUCUCUACAUCAGUCACUCCCACCACACUGACAACAGGAUGGCCUGGCUGGACGAGGCUGAAGACAUCAAACCGCCUCGCAGCUUGCUGGGGCUGCCUGAGCUCAGCUGGCAGGGGGUCUGCCUCCCCUGCUGCAACAGAUUACCUAUAGAGGAGAACCCCUGGGUGCUGAAGGUCACAGAGGCCCCCACUGCUGCCGCUCCUCCCUCCAAGCCUCUGGAGCAGAGUCUUGCCAAGCCCAGCCAAGCCCAGGACCCCCAAUCUGGGAUGGAGGCUCAGGCGGAGGAGCGUUGUUUGGAGCAGGUCCAGUCCAUGGUGGUGGGAGAAGUGCUGAAGGAUGUCGACACGGCUUGCAAACUGCUCAACAUUGCAUCAGACCCCUUGGAUUGGAGCUGUGUGCACGUUCAGAAGUGGCUACUCUGGACCGAGCACCUGUACAGGCUGCCACAGGUCAGCACAAUGUUUCAGGAGCUGACCGGCAGGGACCUGUGCUCCAUGACAGAGGCAGACUUCAGGCAACGCUCCACGCAGUUUGGAGACAUGCUGUAUGCUCAUCUGGACAUAUGGAGAUCUGCUGCAGCAAUGAAGGAGCGCUGCCCGCCAGAAGACAGCAAAUCUGCAGCUGAUGAUGAUUUGUGGUCAGAUGUGGUGUGUAACUACCCCAGUCAGCCCAUCCACCUGUGGCAGUUCCUCCGAGAGCUGCUCCUCAAGCCUCAUAACUACAGCCGCUGCAUCCGCUGGCUUAACAAAGAAAAAGGUAUUUUCAAAAUCGAAGACUCAGCUCACGUAGCCAGGCUAUGGGGCAUCAGGAAGAACCGCCCGGCUAUGAACUAUGACAAACUGAGUCGCUCUAUACGCCAGUACUACAAGAAAGGUAUCAUUCGAAAGCCUGAUGUGUCGCGCAGACUGGUCUACCAGUUCGUCAACCCUGUAUGAUUAAAGAGGACCGGCUGAUCCAACAAGCUCAGGAGGCACCAAAGAUAUGCUGGACAUACCGUACAGUAGAAGUAACAUGAACUCUAAAGCUUGUUUGUUCAUUCAUUGUAUUUGAUUUAAUUUCAAUUGUAAAGACUGCCUACUGAACUAUGCACUCCUGCCUAUCAUAUCCUUAUACCUUGUUAUUCUUAAAACUGGAUUUUAUUUAAUGUGUUUGUUGUCAUUAGAGCUCUUAUCUUUUAUUUUUAUUUUAUUUUAUUUUUUUUUGCUGUGAUGUGUGGUUUCCCAAAAAGUUAGCUACACAUUCCAUCUUCUAUGGAGUCUUUUAAAAUAAAUAAAUAAGCAAUAUGCUUAUUUAUGUUCUUGCCAAGAGUUAGAUGAGAAGACUGAUACCACUCUCAUAUCUGUAUGAUAAAUAUAUAGUUGGAGUCAACAGCUGGCUAGCUUAGCUUAGCAUAAAGACUGGAAACAACCCGUCUGUUCUGUCCAAAGAUUUUUGCCUAUGUCCAGGUCUAAACUUCACUUGUCUUUGCGCUAAGCUAAGCUAACUGGCUGCUGGCUACAGCUACAUAUUUAGACGUGUGAAAGCUGUCAGUCUUUUCAUCUAACCUUUGGCAUGAUAACAAAUAAGCAUUAUUUCCCAAAAUGUUAAACUAUUCCUUUAAUCUCUCCUAUAAAUUCUCUUUUUCUCUCCCUCUUUCUUUUUAAACAACUAAACUUCCUGUUAUUUCCAUUCAUG